This is a messenger RNA of Thlaspi arvense, 1290 nucleotides long. Lineage: Eukaryota; Viridiplantae; Streptophyta; Magnoliopsida; Brassicales; Brassicaceae. The record is from the annotation of a GenBank genome assembly.
AUGUGCACUCCAAAGCAUCUCUCUUACUCUUUAGAAUUUCCUAAAGGAAGAAGCAAUCCGGGAGAAAAGAAAAGAUGGAGCUCGGUUAGAUCAUACCUUUGCGGAGAUGAAUUCAACUCUGUUCUCGCUGUGGAUGAUUCAGAAUCGAUCAAAGAUUCUGUCGACACUAUUCUUAUAAUGUCUCAGCAACAGAGUUCAGAUUUUAUAACACCUUUUGAUUCGGUUCUCGCAACUGAAGAUUCAGCGUCUGUGAAACAAUAUUUGGAGGAAGUGGAGGAUUCUGUUUCAGUUAAAAGCUCAGAGGCAACAGUGACUCAGCCUUUACAGGACGAGAAACCAAAUGUAAUAAAAGAAGAAGUUGAUAACCAAAGUGAAACAACAGAGACGCACAUACCAAAGAAGCAUCAGACUACUCCAAUCUCUAAGAAGUUCCUCGAAGAAGAUGCUGCAGUCAUAAUUCAGACAGCAUUUAGGAGUUACCUGGAAAUACGUCGGAGCAAAGAAGUGGAAGAAACGUUUGUUAAGGAAGAGAGCCUCUCAGGAGGGGAAUCUCAAGGUAAAGUAUCCAUGGGGACAUCACUAGAAGUUCAGACAUGUAGUUCCACGAAAGCACCGUUUUUUAGAAGAAGACGAGUAUCUGCAAACCGAAGAACACUACAGAAGAACAAAACUCAAGUUCUUAGAAUAAAGGAAGACUGGGAUGAUAGCACAGUGAGCAGUACCACAUCAAAACUAAGGAUUCAAAGCAGAAUCGAAGCAAUGACAAAACGCGAGAGAGCACUUGCUUACGCAUUUUCACAGCAGCUAAGAAUUUGCUCAAAGAAGAAGCAAAUAGAUCGCAACAGUGAAGAUGAAUCCAACAUCGGUUGGAGUUGGCUAGAACGCUGGAUGGCAACUCGUGUACCAGAGAGCAUUCCGAUUGAACCAAGAACAAACAUUCAGACAGAUGUUGCCACGAAAAAUCAAAGAUUGGUAAGAAAGAAUAUAUCUUUUGGUAUAGCUGGCGAGUUGGAGAGCUGUGCUUCCAACGAUAUACAAUUUGAAAGCAUAUCAGAGACAGUAGAAGAGCAAACUCAAGAUUUGCAGACAGAAAAGAGCAUCCUUAAACCGAACAUAUCAAAGCGCAAAUCUAUUCCAAGCUACAAAAGUCAGAGAGUGCAUAACAGGGCAACUAAAAGAGAUCAGCAGCAACAUACAAAGAAAGCUAAGAAGGCCAAGACCACUCCCUCAAGCUGCAAAAUUAGAAAUGAAUGUGAUGAAACCUCGCAGAAGAUAAAUAUCAGCAGCUGA